Molecule: messenger RNA, 282 nt
Organism: Colletotrichum truncatum
Lineage: Eukaryota; Fungi; Ascomycota; Sordariomycetes; Glomerellales; Glomerellaceae
Source: RefSeq, a predicted model, not a curated record
AUGUACUGCACCAUAUAUGCUGUCAUGCAAAACAACGAGGUCAAGGCGUCCAUCGCCAACUUCUGGUUUCGGUCAUCAUUGGUCGUUAGUUCUUCGGCAACUACUGCGUCAGUCUUUGUCUAUGGAUGGAGCUGGCAAGCCAGUGCCGCUUUAAGUUUUAUUUCUGCUUUUUCCCAGCUAAUUCCUGCGGGACAGUUGGCGGCAAGUCUGGGCUCAGAUGACCUGAAGAAAAAGCUGCGAAAACGUGCGACACUUAAUCUAGAGGAAGGCCACACUGACUAG